This is a messenger RNA of Manihot esculenta (cassava), 1283 nucleotides long. RefSeq names its product hepatocyte growth factor-regulated tyrosine kinase substrate. Gene Ontology annotation, molecular function: metal ion binding; ubiquitin binding; phosphatidylinositol-3-phosphate binding. Gene Ontology annotation, biological process: protein targeting to vacuole; protein transport to vacuole involved in ubiquitin-dependent protein catabolic process via the multivesicular body sorting pathway. The transcript has 10 exons. The coding region runs from base 183 to 1058 and encodes 291 amino acids. Lineage: Eukaryota; Viridiplantae; Streptophyta; Magnoliopsida; Malpighiales; Euphorbiaceae. Gene Ontology annotation, cellular component: ESCRT-0 complex. The record is from RefSeq and is a predicted model, not a curated record.
AUAGAAGAGGGGGGUGGUUUGGGCGUUCUUUGUAUCAUGGGUUGAAAUUGGACGAAUAGAAAGCCGUCCCCUUACAAAUCAACGGUCUUUCUUGUCCUUUCGAGCUUUGAAGGAGAAAAAAAUAAAAAUCUCCUGCUUAUCCAGGGCUGAAGAUACCGAGAAUCGGCGAUCGGAGGCCAGAAAUGGCAUUGGAGCCUCCUCCUUUCCAGGAAGCAGAUCGUUGUGACGUCUGCAAAUGCAGCUUCAGCACUUUCAGGCGAAGGCAUCAUUGCCGUCGCUGUGGAAGGACACUAUGCCACGAACACUCGUCAAAUCAAAUGGCUCUACCUCAAUUUGGAAUCUUCUCCAGUGUAAGAGUUUGCGCUGAUUGUUUUAAUGAUUCUAGUUGCUUUUCCAUCAAUCCACAGGCUUCCUCAUAUGGAGUGAAUUCCGUAGCAGAUAAAGUUUCUAGAUUAGACAUUGAUACAGAAACAGAUUCAAAAAUAGAAGCAGCUACCCAGAACAAUUCAGCUGCUGGCGUUAUAGAGUGCAAGUGUGGGAUGCCUUUAUGCAUAUGUGAAGCUCCAGCUCCUACCAUAGAUGCACCUCCCCUACAGAUGAAAACCCCUUCUGCCAGUACUCAGUCAAAUCCAAAACCAAAGAAAACAGAUGCCAUUCCUAAGAACAGAGGUUCCACUUCAAACAAGCAGCCUAGUUCUGUUUUCAAUCAUGGUCAAAUAACAAAUGGCAGUAUUGAUAACCCUCAGAUGGAUUAUGAAGUAAAUGGGGAGGGUUUGAGGGAAGCCAUAAAGAAUGGUGAUACUGCUGCAGUCAAGAAGUUACUCAAUGAGGGGGUUGACGCAAAUUACCAUGACAAGCAAGGUCUAUCUGUACUACAUUUGGCAGCUCUCUUUAACCGAACUGAUAUAACAUUUAUGCUCAUGGAAUCUGGAGCAAGCCUGGACUACAAGAAUGCACAAGGGGAAACUUCAUUGGACUGUGCUCCUGCAACUUUGCAAUACAAGAUGAGAAUGAAAAUGGAAGAACAUGGACAGCAGGGUCCACAUGCCUCUAUUUGAGAGCAGAUGCAUCUUUUUUCUUUUUCUUUUUCCCUUUAACCUGCACAUGCAGCGCAAUGCAGGUUUUCUAUUCCCUUGAGAAAUUGGUCUUUUUUCCUUCAAAUUGCAUGGGUUUGUAUAAUGUAAAUGUGAUUGCUAGCUGAGAAUGUGAACUGCUCAUGGAGUGUCCAAUAGAAUUCUUUCGUUUUCUUUUAAAUUCAAUAAAAAAAUAUUUCUGUUUGUCUC